Priceomyces carsonii is the source of this 1209-nucleotide messenger RNA. Its product is annotated as TauD/TfdA family dioxygenase. Gene Ontology annotation, molecular function: oxidoreductase activity. The coding region runs from base 1 to 1209 and encodes 402 amino acids. NCBI's taxonomy places the organism in Eukaryota, Fungi, Ascomycota, Pichiomycetes, Serinales, Debaryomycetaceae. The record is from RefSeq and is a predicted model, not a curated record. The transcript has a single exon.
AUGACGAAAGAAGACUAUAACUACGUAUAUUAUUCUGACUCACCAGAGGUCUUACAUAGUAUUGAUCAAUGGAAUAAGUUAAACGAUUCAAAACAAAAAGAAGUCAAAGGUCAUUUGCCAGAAAAUUGGCCCGAAAAGUUAAGUGGUCCUCAUCUCUGGACGGGAGAAGAUUUGAAAGAAAGACCUGAUAAAUACAGAUAUAUUUUAAGCGAAGAAGACAAGAGCGAAGUGUGGAAAGCUGUUGAAUCUUUUAAAAAAUCUGGCUUGAGUUUAGCAGCUGUAAGUAAAGAGAAUUUCACUCUACCCCAACUUGGCAAAACAUUAGAAAACUUUGCUGAGGAUCUCUACAACGGAACUGGGGUUCGUUUAAUAAGGGGAUUAAACAUUGAUGACUAUGAUGAAAAGGGUAAAAUCAUUGCAUACUUAGGGAUAAGCUCUUUCAUAGGAGAUAUUAGAGAUGCUCAAGGCUUGAAUAGAGCACUCACACAUAUCAAAUCAAUCGAACAUAUUGCAAAAGGUGAACGGGCACCAAUAGGUGUGAGUCAACAAACAACUGAUGCACAAAUGUUUCAUAAUGACUUUGGUGGCGAUAUUGUUUCAUUAUUUGUUCUUAGUACGCCACUAAGCGGUGGUGAAUCAUUGGUAAGUUCCACAUAUGCUAUUUAUAAUGAGCUAGCUCACGUAAGACCUGAUAUUUUAAGUACGUUGUCCACACCUAGAGCGUUUAAAUGGAGGGAAGCUCCAGAAGGAAGUCCAUUAUUAUAUUACAAGGAUGACACAUUUAUAACCAGUUUCUCUACAAGGUAUUUUAUUGGAUAUGGUGAGCUACCGAGGGAUGAAAAUUAUCCCCUCAUCAACGAGAAUCAAAGAGAUGCUUUAGGAGGUUUCAAUGCAAUUGCUUAUAAACAUUCUUUAUCGAGUGAAUUUCAAAAGGGUGACAUAGAAUAUGUAAACAAUAUUUUCACUCAACACUGCAGAAAAGGAUUUACUGAAAACGAAGAUAAUAGAAGACACUUGGUGAGGUUGUGGUUGAGAAAUUCGAAGUUCACCAACUCUAUUAAAUUACCUGAGAGGUUACUCGAGAAAAAAAUACAAAAUUUUCCGGUUCAAUAUGAUCAAGAGAUCCCUUUAAAUGAGGUUGAAGAAGAUGCUAUUAAAUUAAGAAACAACGCGACUUCUAUCGAUAAGUUUUAUUCUAAACCUAAAUAA